AUGGCGACAUCAUAUGAGAUGAAGUCCACUGGCGGCCAUGGACGGGAGCAAGAAGUGGAUAACGAGGUCGUCAAGAAUGGCAUGAUAGACCACGAGGAAGGGCAGGAUCACUACGAUCGAGCGCCUGCCGACCGCGAGGACAUGCAUCGAAUGAACAAGAAACAGGAGCUGCGACGAAACUUCCGAUUCCUCUCCAUCUUUGGCUACAGCUUGAUCCUCGGCAAUGGUUGGGUAUACUCGUUGACAGGAGCCAUCGCACCGCUUACGAAUGGCGGUACUGCGGGCGGCAUCUGGAUGUAUCUGAUUGUCAUCAUCGGCAUGUGCUUCUCCACGCUCUCCAUGGCCGAGAUGGCCAGCAUGGCUCCAACAGCAGGUGGACAAUAUCACUGGGUCAGCGAGUUUGCCCCACGGGAGCAUCAAAGGUUUCUGUCGUAUCUCACCGGGUGGCUAUGUGUCCUCGGCUGGCAGACAGGUCUCUGCGCCACGGCGUACGGCGCUGCACUCGCGCUACAAGGCAUGAUUGCAAUCAAUCAUGCUGAUUAUGCAGUACCUCAAUGGCAAGGAUGUGUACUGACAAUUGCAGUUGUUCUGAUCACGAUCUUCUUCAAUACCGUCUUCCUCCGUAGGCUUCCCCUUUUCGAAGGCGUCAUGCUUGCGAUCCACGUCAUGGGAUUCUUCGCCAUAUUCAUUAUCAUGUGGGUCAUGGGUGAUAAGUCACCCACUAAGCAGGUCUGGACAGAGUUUGCCGAUCCCUCGGGGUGGGGCAGCUAUGGUGUUGCAACACUCGUGGGCUCGCUCGGAGCCAGUGGUGCUCUUCUUGGCAGUGACAGCGCAGCCCAUCUUGCAGAAGAACUUAAAGAUGCAGCUUGGGUGCCCCCAAGGAGUAUGGUGGCGACUGCGGCGGUAAACUACUCGCUCACCUUCAUCAUGGUCGUUAAUCCAGCCUUCAUGACCGUCAACGGAGGUGACCUCGACCAGCUUCUGGGAACGAGCUACGCCCAGCCAUACGUCCAGAUCCUGUACAAUGUCACGCAAUCCAAAGCAGGAGGCACUGGGUAUCAAGCCUUAUCGUCCUGGUCACCAAUUGCUCUUUGCUAA
Molecule: messenger RNA, 1098 nt
Organism: Recurvomyces mirabilis
Lineage: Eukaryota; Fungi; Ascomycota; Dothideomycetes; Mycosphaerellales; Teratosphaeriaceae
Exons: 4
Coding region: 1-1098 (365 amino acids)
Biological process (GO): transmembrane transport
Cellular component (GO): membrane
Molecular function (GO): transmembrane transporter activity
Source: RefSeq, a predicted model, not a curated record